UCUGUUGGGGGCCGGCCUCGCCCAGCCUGGGGGCUCUGCCUGGCAGCUCCACCCCCAGGAGCUGGGAUGCAGCGGGGCGGGCGCCUGUCCCUGAGCUUCCUGCCCCCCCAGCAGGUGGCGCUCUCCGGGCGCGGCCGGGAUCUCUUCACCUUCGUCACCAUGGCCUCGUCCCACAUGAUGCGGACGCUGCAGAGACCCCGCAAAAGCCGCCCUGGCAAGCGGCGGGUGAACCACCGCCGGUUCCUGCACAACCAGAUCAGCAGGCAAUUUGCUGACAUCGAAGCCGCCACGCACCGCCUGGCCUCCUCCAUCCUGGCCCAGGAGUCCCCAAAGGACCCUGCACCCCCCGCAGAACCCCGGCGUCCUGGCCCAGAGCCUCCCGCCCCAGCUGCCAGCUCCUUCCUGGGCGUGGCCGAGGCCUUCGUGGCCCCAGAACCGGGGCCUGGCUGGGGCCUGAGCGUGGCUUCCCUGACCCCUGACCCCGGCGACCUCUUUGACCCUAUCACCGGCCCGGAAGAUCUGGGGCUGCCCCCCAGCUGGGCCCCAAUUACCCACAACCCCCUGGAGCCUAGCCAGUGCCCCCUCUCCUGGGACCCCCUGCCCACCCUGGGCACGGACGGUGCCCCCCUCUGGGCCCCAGAUCCCCCUGGCUACCUGCCCCCCAUCUCCCCAGGGUACCCUGUUGGAGUGGCGCCAGGGGGGUGGUAACCAUGGCAACCCUGUUCCUCCAGCCGCAAGCUCCUCCCUCAUCCCCACCCCUCCCCCCCUGCGGGAAGUGGGGGACCCCACCCUGGUGGGCACCCCACAAGUGGAUGCAGUGAGGAACCCCGGCCGGGCGCUGAGCUGACAGAGGGUGGGGGGCAUUUGGAGACUGCCAGGAUACCCUGAUCUGGGGAGGUCCCCUUGAAUUCGGGGGUACGCCUAAAAUUCAGGGGUGCCACGUUGAUCUGGGGGAAAUCCUCUUGAAUUUCAGUGUGUUGCCUUAAAUUUGGGGGUGUCACCCUGAUCUGGGGUAUCCCCUUGGAUUUUGGGGGUGUCUCCUGACAUGUUGGGGUGUCUCCCGGAUUUGGGAUUCCCACCAUGCUCUUGGGGGCAGGGGGGGCCUUCUGAGGUGGGCACAUCUCGGGGUGCAGUCUGGUUUUGGGGUGUCCCACCCUGUGGGGGGGCAUUGUAGAGCUCUGCAGGUUUUGGGGGAAUCUCUGACGUGGCAGAGUGGAGGGGGGCCCCAUGUCACCCCAAUAGUUGCAAGGUGAGGGAGGGGCCCCUCUUUUUGACCCGCCCCCACCCCCCCGAAGCUGAGCCCCCCUGGUUAGCAGCAGGUAGGAGGGGGAGCCCCCCAAUAGCCCCCCCAGUCCCGUCUGUAUCUAAUAAA
Molecule: messenger RNA, 1372 nt
Organism: Chrysemys picta bellii (western painted turtle)
Lineage: Eukaryota; Metazoa; Chordata; Testudines; Emydidae
Gene: C17H19orf85
Product: chromosome 17 C19orf85 homolog
Source: RefSeq, a predicted model, not a curated record